This is a messenger RNA of Alternaria hordeiaustralica, 747 nucleotides long. RefSeq lists its product as uncharacterized. The record is from RefSeq and is a predicted model, not a curated record. The coding region runs from base 1 to 747 and encodes 248 amino acids. The transcript has a single exon. NCBI's taxonomy places the organism in Eukaryota, Fungi, Ascomycota, Dothideomycetes, Pleosporales, Pleosporaceae.
AUGGAUAUUUUCGUAUCUCAGCUCCCGGGGCUCUCUGUCGCUACGCAUCUAUCGAGAGAGCUAGCAAAGGACGACGACGAGAAUAUGCCCGACAACAAAAGCUGGCGCUUGGGACACAGCAAGCAGCCAAAGAAGCCUCCGAGAACAUCUACCCCGCUCAAGAUUGACGUCGACACUCCUGUAGGCACCGAUGACUCGAGUGAUCGUCGGCUUCAACUUACCUGGCGGAAGACACGACAGAGCAGCAGACCACAGACUCCUGUAGGCGGUGCGCACACCACGCCUAUCGCCGAAGACGCAGAUGACGCACCAAGCGAACGUUCAGAUACCCCAGCCCUACGUCGAGACUCGAAGCCCAAGCUCGCUCGCUACACGUCGCUCUUCGCCAACUUCAAAGAGACAGCCAAGGAGCCCGAGUUCGCGUUUUCUGCGCCAUGGGGUGAAGAUGCACCAGCGCCCUUCCAGACCUACAUAGAUCCGCUCGACGUCGUAACAUCUGUCCGAUCGCAUAUGAUAACAACUUCCUGGCCGAUACCAAUGGAGCACAAUAGCGGCCUCUUCCGUGUGUUCGAGGACUAUCGCAAGGUACGAGAGCAGAAGGAGUGUCUCAGUGAAAUGCUGGAGGAGACACUCAAGGAUUGGAGAAAGGCCGAGGAGCACUGGACACGCUCAAGAGAUCGUUACGGUGCGGAGAUACGGCGCUUAGAGCUACUCAUAGCUCGUGGGGCCAGUGGCAUGACUGGGUGA